AUGGUCAGUUGUCCUGUUAGCCUGAGGGCUUCAACCAAGUCGACCUACUCCGCUGACGUCAACCUCCCACUGACCUGGCCUUCUCCUCUAGAUGGCCUUGGAGGACCCGCCCCCCGACGACGACUAACGCUUCGCACAGUUAAAAAGAAAAAGAAACAGAAGAGAACUCCGGUACCUGUCAACACAAGCAAGAUCUCAAGAGCGACAACCAUCGCCGCCCAGGAGACCCCAAUCAACCUCCGAUUCGACCCAAGGACGAAUCUGCCUCCUGCACCGGAGACCCUUCAACCUUCCUUUUCCCAGCCUCCUCAACACCGGCAACAUAUUCCCAAUCCCUCACCUUCUCCAUAUCACAACAUUCCCGUUCCCCAACCUCCUCCAACCACUAUGGAAAUUCCACAACCCCUACACCGCCAGUUGUUCCUGUUUUGGGUGUCGAAGCAGGAACCCAGACAGAACACCGCCGGCCCAACGAGGACCCGCCCCCCGACGACGACUAACGCUUCGCAACAGUUAGAAAGAAAAAGAAAAAGAAACAAGAGAACUCCGGUACCUGUCAACACAAGCAAGAUCUCAAGAGCGACAACCAUCGCCGCCCAGGAGACCCCAAUCAAUCAAACCUCGAUUCGACCCAAGGACGAAUCUGCCUCCUGCACCGGAGAAACCUCAACCUUCCUUCUCCCAGCCUCCUCAACACCGGCACCAUAUUCCCAAUCCCUCACCUUCUCCUUAUCACAACAUUCCCGUUCCCCAACCUCCUCCAACCCCUAUGGAAAUUCCACAACCCCUACACCGCCAGUUGCUCCUGUUUUGGGUGUCGAAGCAGGUACCCAGACAGAACACCGUCAGCCCAACGUAUGGAUGAAGAAACCCAAACCAGGAAACAGGUGUUUCUCAACGGAUCAACACUGA
This is a messenger RNA of Macrobrachium nipponense, 912 nucleotides long. Its product is annotated as serine/arginine repetitive matrix protein 1-like. The coding region runs from base 1 to 912 and encodes 303 amino acids. NCBI's taxonomy places the organism in Eukaryota, Metazoa, Arthropoda, Malacostraca, Decapoda, Palaemonidae. The transcript has 3 exons. The record is from RefSeq and is a predicted model, not a curated record.